UGUGUUUAAGUAAUUUCAUUCAAUUAUUAAUUUCUGAAAAUAUGCCGCCCAUCACACAAGAAGGCAAUUGCCUUAUUUAUCGAGGCAGCAAUUUUCUGAAACAGCGCCUCGUGCUUUCCUGUCUGAGCGGGAAACCGGUGAAAAUAACACAAAUACGUUCGGAUGACGACGAGGCGCCUGGUUUACGUGAGUUUGAGAUAAGUUUUAUACGUUUGCUAGACAAGAUCACAAAUGGCACCAAAAUUGAGCUAAACGCAGCCGGCACCAGCGUCAUGUUUAGCCCGGGACUACUACACGGUGGUGAAUUGCAACAUGAUUGUUGCGUGCAACGCGGAAUUGGCUAUUAUUUAGAUGCAUUAAUUGCGUUGGGCCCGUUCUGUAAAAUGCCACUCCACUGCCAACUACGUGGUGUAACCAACAGUAAAGAGUCACCAUCCGUGGACCAUAUAAAGGGCGCAGCAUUGUCUGUGCUUAAGCGUUUUCUGCUCGUUGAUGAGGGUCUGGAGCUGCGCGUUGUGCGCCGUGGCGUUGCACCUCUAGGCGGUGGCGAAGUGGUGUUUCGUUGUCCGAUACGAAAGAGUCUGCGUGCCAUACAAUUUCAAGAACAGGGCAUGGUGAAGCGUAUACGUGGCACUGUUUAUGCCUGCAAAGUGUCGCCGGCUAUGGCAAAUCGCACCGUUGAAGCUGCAAAGGGCUGCAUGCUUAAAUUUCUGCCCGAUGUGUAUAUCUAUACGGACCAGAAUCGUGGCAAAAUGUCCGGCAAUUCUCCAGGAUUUGGCAUUUGCCUGCUUGCUGAGACCACAGAUGGUGUUUGUUUUGCCGCCGAAUGCAAUUCUAAUAUUCAAGGUGAAGCGGAAACACCAUCAAUUCCUGAGGAUCUCGGACGAGAGACUGCAAUGUCUCUGCUUAAUGAAAUUUAUCGCGGUGGUUGCUGUGAUUCCGCCUAUCAGUGGCUAGUGGCGCUCUACAUGGCUCUUGGCCAGAAGCAUGUCUCCAAAUUUGUGACUGGUCCACUUUCCACCUACACGGUACAUUUUCUUCAGCAUUUACGGGACUUCUUUUCGAUUACAUUCAAACUGGAGAAUCCCGAGCUGGAUGAAGAUGAUGCCGAUGAGGUGCGUGGCGCACAAAAGGUCCUCAUGACUUGUGUAGGCAUUGGCUAUACAAAUAUCAACAAGCGUGUUAUAUAAAUUUAGUUUAUAAAUAGGAUAGAAAAUACUUCGAUGUAUAUACAUUUAAAUAAAUAUCUUAAAGUUACAA
Messenger RNA from Scaptodrosophila lebanonensis, 1260 nucleotides. It is a transcript of the gene Rtc1, whose product is annotated as probable RNA 3'-terminal phosphate cyclase-like protein. The coding region runs from base 42 to 1190 and encodes 382 amino acids. Lineage: Eukaryota; Metazoa; Arthropoda; Insecta; Diptera; Drosophilidae. The record is from RefSeq and is a predicted model, not a curated record. Gene Ontology annotation, molecular function: RNA endonuclease activity. The transcript has 2 exons. Gene Ontology annotation, cellular component: nucleolus. Gene Ontology annotation, biological process: endonucleolytic cleavage of tricistronic rRNA transcript (SSU-rRNA, 5.8S rRNA, LSU-rRNA); ribosome biogenesis.